AUGAGAACUGCAGCACAAAUUCCAAAACUCCCAGCUAUCCCUAUACCAACGUUUACGGGAAAAAUCUGGGAAUUUUCAAAUUUCUGGACACUGUUCGAAGCCAAUGUACAUCAACAACCUUUGACGAAGCUUCAGAAAUUCAACUAUCUUGUCAACACUCUGAGAGGAGAAGCCCGAGAGCUUAUACGCCAUUAUCCCAUCACUGAGUCAAAUUAUGAUCAUGCAGUUGACCUCUUACACUCUAAAUACGGCAAUGAGACAGCUCUCAUCGGGAAUCUACAAACGCGUCUAGAAACGGCAAAAGCUGAAUCAAAGAACAUCAAAGCACAGAGACGCCUUCUAGAAACGAUCAUUCCGAUCAUCACACAGCUACAAGAACUAAGGGUCAAUCUCGACGGAUCCUACCUCUCGCAGAAAAUUCUCGCCAAGUUCUCAACCACUCUGCAGCGUCAAGCAUUACAAGAGUACGUCGCGCAGAAUACACAAGAAAGCGAUUGGAAUAUGAGUCGCACAUUGUCAAUCCUUGACAAUCUUAUUUCCACCGAAAAAAGAAUCAACGAAAUGGUAGAUAGAAAUGAGCGAGAGGAUGCAACACCCACUUAUCAAUCAGACAAAUAUUUAAGGAGUCGUUGUCAAAAGAUUCCACCAUCAACAUCACAGCAGUGUUGUAUGCUUUGCAACUCCAACACACACAAAUCAGUUGAUUGUAAUCGAAUGUCAAAUCCAUCAGAUCGACGAACAUUCCUGCUUAACAGCAACAAAUGCUUGAAUUGCGGGAGAGAAGGACACUUCCUCGCAGAAUGUAUAUAA
This is a messenger RNA of Necator americanus (New World hookworm), 810 nucleotides long. RefSeq lists its product as uncharacterized. Bases 1 to 810 code for a protein of 269 amino acids. Lineage: Eukaryota; Metazoa; Nematoda; Chromadorea; Rhabditida; Ancylostomatidae. Gene Ontology annotation, molecular function: nucleic acid binding; zinc ion binding. The record is from RefSeq and is a predicted model, not a curated record. The transcript has a single exon.